Molecule: messenger RNA, 1351 nt
Organism: Coturnix japonica (Japanese quail)
Lineage: Eukaryota; Metazoa; Chordata; Aves; Galliformes; Phasianidae
Gene: HSPB3
Product: heat shock protein family B (small) member 3
Cellular component (GO): cytoplasm; nuclear speck
Source: RefSeq, a predicted model, not a curated record
AGGUGACAUCAAGUGAUCAGUUAGCCUGUGAGCAAGGGAGAGAGUGGUCUAACCGUAGGCUCGCUUAGGCAGGCAGCGAACGCAGCAACUUGUCUUUCCGCCUCAGCAAUGGCAGAAGCUGUUAUAAGACACUGGGUGGAAACUCCUGUCCGCUAUCAAGAGCAGUUUACUGAUGAAGAUCUGGAAGAACACAAACUGAAUCACUCUCUUUAUGCUUUGCCGGGUCCUUUUACAGCUUCAUUGAGCAGAAGAGGGAAAAUUACGGAAAGUACGGAUGGGGCCGAGGUGAGCAGCCAGGAAGAAGAAAAGAAAGGCUUUCAGGUCUUGCUGGAUGUUGUGCAGUUUCGCCCAGAAGAUAUCAUUAUUCAGACUUUUGAAGGCUGGCUCCUGAUCAAAGCUCAGCAUGGACCCAGGAUGGAUGAGCAUGGCUUCAUAUCCAGAAGCUUUACCAGACAGUACAAACUGCCCGAUGGAGUGGAGAACAAAGAUUUGUCUGCACUCUUCUGCCAUGAUGGCAUUUUGGUUGUUGAAACGAAGAACUCAGUGGGAAGUCAUUAGAGUCUCGUCCAUAGUGUAUCGGCCCCACAUAGAUCCAACUUUAAGGGAAAGAGGGGAAAGGAGUCCUUACUACAGACACAGGUCUAAUUUCUCUCCCAGUUUCUCUCAUCUAAAAAGAGUGGUAGAAAUUAAACAUCUGCCCACCUAUUUGCUGGUCUUCUCAAUGUUUAAAAAAAUGCUCCAUGUGAAUUUGCAAGUGCUCCAACAUUUGAGAAUAUCUAGAGUUGCAAAGUGAACUGUCUCACAUAUACUGGAGAUAAGUCUGACUGCUGUGCUAUGAAUAGUAGAGGAAUGUGGAAAGGAAAGUGCCAAGUUAAAUACAGACUCUAUGAUAGCCAUCUGCUAUAUGGCCAAAUGAGAAAGAUAUUCAAAUGAAAUUGAAUACCAAUAUAGUUUGAAGACUAUGAAAAAAGAUCUGAUUAACAAAACUCUGUUUUGUGCCAGCUGAAGCCAGAGAGUUCUUUCAGUUUUAAACAAAAGCUCAAAGGGUGCACUUCAACACACGUCCAUCCACUGGAAAGAUUUAUGUUGUGACUGGUUAGACUUGAAGGCAUUUGAAAGCAAUUCACUUAAAAAAGUGAGGAGUCCAAUUCUUGUGUUUUAUUUUGUAUUUGAACUAACAUGAAAUAUAUUUUAAAAAAUUGCAGAAUAAGUUCUGGAUUGUACAUUUCCAUAAUGAGCAAUUAUUUGGGGGGGCUUUUUUUAUUAAUUCAGAAACAGCUAUUUUGUACAAAACCAGGCUAAAUAAAAUCAAAUGUUCCUAGAUUUUCUUUCAGUCCACACUCCUACCUUA